AUGGACAACGACAACAACGAACAACAACUCGACACCAACACUGACGACAACAACGACACUACUUCCACAACACACUCCUCGCCGACAACCCCUUACAACGACAUCAUUGCGGCCUACAGCUUCAGCACAAGCAGUAGUGCAUUCGACUCGUCCUCCAGACUGUCUACUUCCUCAUCCAUCUCGGGAUGGGCUCCUCCUUCGACCAGCAGCAGGGCACGGUCGUCGUCGGUCUCGUCCCAGGGAAGCAACGAUUCUGUCAACCUCGAUGCUCUCAUCGCCGGAGGCUCAGAUAUCAAUGAAGAAUGUCCGCUCGACCUCGAGGAAGGAGACGAUAUCAUGACCGUCGACUGGUCAAAGCAACGACGUUUCCUCGAAGUUAGUGAUGAUGAGGAUGAUAACAACCCUGUUCAGAUCCAGCAGGGUCAAAGGAGCAGAAGGUCAACAGGCGCAUCGUUCACAUCGGGCAUGUCGUACGACGAUCGCCAACCAGACGACCACUGGGAUGAGCCCGAGAUGGCGGAGGAUGAGACGCUGAAGGCGUUCUCACAGCUUUCGAUGAAGCAUUCGAUCCCUGCGGUGAGGGGACUCACCAGCCCAAAGCAACUCAGAGCUCCAUCCUCUGCCUCAUCCCGCUUCCCCGACGGCAGGAAUCCCUAUGACCUCGAUGCCGACUACUUGGACACCCCCUCAGGACUCGCCUCCCCUUCAUCCAACAACAGACUCAGUACCCUCAGCCAGGACAGCAACAUCAGCAACAGGAGCAGCAUCAGCAGCAUUGGUGGAAGCAGACUUCAACCCCCCGGUGUCUCUCGUCUCCCUGGAUCAUCUGCUGCCUCGGGUCUCAAGGCCCCCGCUAGCAGACUAGCGCAGCCUGGCGUUCGAUCAACAGGCGUGCCCCAGCCAGGAUCCAGGACGGGUCUUGCUCGACCCAGUGGACUGCAGGCUCCCAAGUCUGGACUCCAAGCACCAAAGUCUGGCCUGCAGGCAUCCAACACAAGAUUGCAGGCACCUAGAACAGCAUCGGGACUGCAGGCACCUAGGACAGGAUCGUCAUCGUCACUGGUCAAGCCUUCGGCCACUAAUGGUCGUACUACUCCUGGUGCUGCCGGUGGUUCUCGACUUGUCGCACCCGGUUCGCGUGUUCCUUCAAAGGUUAGCUCUGGAAUUGCUUCACCCUCUGCUACAAGGAGUCAGAUGGCAGCACCUGGCGCCGUCAAGCGUGCAGGAAGUGUCGGGGCAAACAGCCGCAACUCGAUACUGCUCCCUCCUUCGGCUGUGGCUUCUCGAUCUGCGUCGUCCUCAACUCUUCUUGCACGCCCUUCAACAAAUGGCAGUCGGACGUUGAAAAGCCCACAGCGCACUGGUACAUCUACACCCACACAGCUCACCAGCCCUACCCGUGGUGUCCCUUCGGGUCGGAUGUCGAGUUCGUCGUCCUAUCUGGUUUCACCUACCUCCUCCCACUCCUCAACUUCCUCGCUUGCCCAUGCUAGAGACACUGUGACUCCACUCUCACAGCGUCUCUCAAAUGCAACGGGAACUAGCCAGUUGAUGCGUCCCAAGACUGCAGGAGCAGGAGGUGCAACCCGCAGUUUGUCGAUGUAUGGAUCCAGCAGCAGUCUCUUGCCCACGAGCGGACGAACAUCACAGCAGCACUAUCACCAGGACGAGGAAGCUGAUUAUGCAGUGUUGACACCUCCACAGUCCCCAUCUUCGAAGAGAGUCAUGGGCAGUGGUCUUCCUCGGUCGGGUAUGGCGAUGCCCUCCCGCUUGGCUGCUCCCUCGGUGUCGACCUCUAGAGUUCCUCGGUCGACUUCUCCCUUGAGUGCCGGAUACAACUCUGGAGGAUUGUCGUACUUGUCUCGUCCCCACACUCCUACGUCGAGUCUGCCUGUGUCUAGGAUCCCUAGCGGUCUUAUCAGUCCUCGUGCUGGUCGUUCCUAA
This is a messenger RNA of Linnemannia hyalina, 1944 nucleotides long. The record is from the annotation of a GenBank genome assembly. Lineage: Eukaryota; Fungi; Mortierellomycota; Mortierellomycetes; Mortierellales; Mortierellaceae.